Pogona vitticeps (central bearded dragon) is the source of this 5069-nucleotide messenger RNA. It is a transcript of the gene ATG4C, whose product is annotated as autophagy related 4C cysteine peptidase. Gene Ontology annotation, molecular function: protein-phosphatidylethanolamide deconjugating activity; cysteine-type endopeptidase activity. Gene Ontology annotation, cellular component: cytoplasm. Gene Ontology annotation, biological process: protein delipidation; aggrephagy; mitophagy. NCBI's taxonomy places the organism in Eukaryota, Metazoa, Chordata, Lepidosauria, Squamata, Agamidae. The record is from RefSeq and is a predicted model, not a curated record.
CCGCCAGCGAAUGAGGCCGGCUCCAUUUGGGGCUUCUUCCAGCCGCUCUCGAGUGUUAGUAAUAAUGGGUUCCUCUCCGGUCCCGGAAGCGGCGGCGUCCGUAGAGGAGAUGUGCAGCCGCACCGGAGAGGGAUUUGUGUGAGCCGCCCGAGGUCAGACGCCUCGGUGGUGGGGUGGAAAUUAAAGGGUCGAGAGAGAGAGAGACCCUUCCCCAGAUCCAGUGCGGUUCCGAUGUCGUGGUAGCAGAAGUUGGUGUUUUUCAAGACAGUGAUGGCUUUUUCUCUUGAAUUUGAAUAUGGAGGCCACAGGCACAGAUGAAGUAGAAAAAAUAAAAUCUAAGUUUUUGUCAGCAUGGCACAACAUGAAAUACAGCUGGGUUUUGAAAACAAAAACUUAUUUUAGCAGAAAUUCUCCUGUAUUUUUACUUGGAAAAUGUUACCAUUUUAAGACUGAUGAGCCAAAUGACGUGUCACCAAAUGGAUCGAAUGAUGAUAUUACAGAGGAAGGGAUUUCAAGAAAUGUUGAAGAGUUUCGUAAAGAUUUUAUUUCAAGAAUAUGGUUGACAUACAGAGAAGAAUUUCCCCAAAUCAAGGGUUCAACAUUAACUACAGAUUGUGGCUGGGGCUGUACUUUGAGGACUGGUCAGAUGCUUCUAGCGCAAGGGCUUAUUCUUCAUUUUCUUGGUAGAGACUGGACGUGGCCAGAUGCGCUGGUCAUUGAAAAUCCAGACACUGAAUCAUGGAAGAGUCACACAGUGAAAAGACUGACAUCAUCCCUUGAAGCAUCACUUGCAAGAGAGAAGGGAUUCAAGAACCAGUCAAGCCACCCUAAGCAAAUUUCAAAGGGAGACUUGGGAAACAGAGAAGGCAGAAAUGAGCAUUACCACCGAAAAAUCAUAUCUUGGUUUGGUGAUUCUCCACUUGCAAAUUUUGGCUUACAUCGGCUGAUAGAAUAUGGAAACACGUCUGGAAAAAUAGCUGGAGAUUGGUAUGGGCCAGCUGUCGUUGCACACCUUUUGAGAAAAGCUGUUGAACAGGCAAGAGAUCCUGAGUUGCAAGGGAUAACUGUCUAUGUUGCCCAAGACUGUACAAUUUACAAGUCUGAUGUGAUUGAUAUGCAGUGCUCUUUCGUGGAUUCUGAAAGAUCAGAUGCCAGAUCUGUGAUUAUAUUAAUUCCAGUGAGACUUGGUGGCGAAAGAACUAACAUGGAAUACCUGGAGUUUGUAAAGGGGAUCUUGAGUCUUGAUUACUGCAUUGGUAUCAUUGGUGGCAAACCGAAACAGUCAUAUUACUUUGCUGGAUUUCAAGAUGACAGCUUGAUUUACAUGGAUCCUCAUUACUGCCAGUCUUUUGUAGAUGUAAGCAUAAAGGAUUUCCCCCUCGAGUCAUUCCACUGUCCUUCUCCGAAGAAGAUGUCAUUUAAAAAAAUGGAUCCUAGUUGCACAAUAGGCCUGUAUUGUCCAGAUGUACAAGGUUUUGAAAGGGCUGCUGAAGAAAUAACUAGGAUUCUGAAAUGUUCAUCUAAGGAAAAAUAUCCCUUAUUUACUUUUGUAAAUGGACAUUCUAAAGACUAUGAUUUUAUGGUGAGCCCUGUCCAGGAAGAGAAAGCCUUAUUUUCUGAGGAAGAAAAGAAGACGUUGAAACACUUUAAUACUGAAGACUUUGUCUUAUUGUGAGGACUUUAAAAAAUAUUAACUGAACAUGUUUUUGCCACUUUCUAUCUCUUCAGAACUUCAACAUGGCACAGCAGUAGUAUUUAAAAACAAGAUGUUAAUAGCAUAACUCGAACUCACUCCAUACAACAGACAAUAAGAAUAACAGAACAGCUGUUCAUUAUCAGUUUUUUGAAACAUAUUUUAACUCGUUUUCUACACGUUUACCUUUCUAAUUUGUCCUUUUUCUUCUCCUCUGUGUCCUAGCUCUGUCUGCACUUCUUUUUCACAGUAUUAUCAGUAUUCUCAGAAGGGUGGUGAAGCCCCAUAAUGUAGCUCAAAGCCUCUGACAGUGACCUGCCACCAACCUUCAAAAUGGUUGUCCCCAUAAAAUCUCUCAGAAGUGAAUUCAACAUCCCAGCAAGUUACGCCCAGGCAUGAACUCAGUGCUUUAUCAGCCUGGAUGGCCAGAAGGGGGAUUAGAAAGAAUGAUCAUAUGAAGGACAGCUGUUUUCUACCCUAAGGCAGUAUAUAUGUGUCAGGCAGUAGCACAAUGAUUACUGCUCUACUGUAUUUCUGUUUAAACACCCCAGCAUGGAUUAAAGUGUAAGUGGGGAAAUUAAAAUAUAGUAGAUGGUUUUAAGCAGAGUUUUAAUAAGCCAAUACAAGGCCUCAAACAAUAAAUUUUCAGCUGGUGUUAGAAGACAACAAACUCAUAAUCAGAUUAUCCUUAGGAGAAAGUUCCAAAGCUAGGACAUUGAUGGACAGCGGAAAAUGAAGAAUUCAUGGAAGACACUGCAAGAUGACCAAUCCAGCAAGAGCUGUUGGUGCUGUAACAAUUGUGCACCUUUCAUCUGAUGCUGUGAACCACUUGAUUGUGGUUACCAAGUCUGUCCCCUUAAAACUGGUAUUCUGGAAAUGCUGAAAGAUCUGGAUAAUUUCUCCAAACAUCUGCUUCAACAACCUUUGACCAGAGCCAUCUUGAAGUAGAGAAAGAAACCAGCAUUGAAGUUCUACCCAACACUACAAAUGCACAUCCUCCCUUUGCAUGCCACACAGCAGAUGUUAGUGAUGGUCAAUAUAUGGUAAACCUAGUGUUUGCACAGGAAAAUAUCCACGGUUUCUUGAUGUUCAUUUGUCCAAAUGGUUUAAAGCCUUAGUGGGGUCUGAGAGCCAGAUUUUCACUCUCAUCACCCACAGAGGUCUGUAAAAGGCCUGAAAUUUAUUUAUUUUUUGAAGAAAUAAGUAAAUCUAAACUGCUCAUGAACAGAUGUCCAUUUCCAGUUUUGAUUUCUGAGGUGUUUUGGGUUUGAUGGUGCUACCCCCAUUCAAUGCAAAAAUCACAAUUCUUGAGAACCUCCAGGAACAAACUCUCCCAACCCUCUAAAAUCUCAAAAUACCCUUUUUUUAUACUUGGAGGGCUCUGGGGGGGGCACAAAAAUAGUUUUGGGUGCCCACCUGCAGCCUAUGGGCCACAUUUUGCCCACUCUAAAUUCAUGUCAAUGACUAUAGUUUUGGGCAAUAAUUUUCAUCAUAAAAUAUUCCAAUUCCCCCAAAUAAAUAUAAUUAAUGAGUAGGCUUGUGUUAAGCCCAGUAUAUGCCUGUGAGCAGUACUGUCAGUGCAUGUGAGAUCUAUCUUGGGGUACAUCCAUGCCGUAGGUGGCUCAAGACCAGAGUAGGGGCUAUUCCUGGCCCUUUUUCCCAUGAGAGUGAAUGAUGAGCGCUGCAUGUGUAAAAGAUGCACUUGAUUGGCCGUGGCAGCUAGCUUUCAGUUUAUUAAGGUUUAGAGCAGUGCAUCAACAGAUUGCCAAUAUAGACUAUCUGCUGCAGCAGUUCAAGAGUUUUAGCAGACUUCUAAGAGAUUAUUUUCUUUUCGAAACAAGGGCAACACAAUGUGUUUGAGAGACGUAUUCUUUGAAAAUUUUUAAAUUUUCCAAAACGAGAUAGAUCUCAACCCUCUUUUGUAAAUGUACUAAAAAACUAAUCAUUUUCUUUGAUAAUAGAUGAACACAGUGGAAUGUACUUGUUCUCAUUCAGAUAUGGAAGAACGUUGAUAUGCCAGGCAUGCUGGGUCAGACACUUUACAGAGUGCUCUGUUGUCUAAACAAUCUGUAUCCGGAUCAGUUCCUGACAAAAGACCAGUUCAUUCAACUGCGGAAUUUAGAUUCACAUUUUAAAAACUUAGAUUCAGAUUUUGUUUUGCGUGAUGGGCGAUGCCUGAACCAGAGCACUGGUGAUGCAGCAGGUCUCUGAGCAGCAUCAUGUAAUUUAAUUGGCAAGUUAUUCACACCUUUUUAUGAACAACCGGGCAUGUGAAAUAACUUGUAUGGCAAAUUUACAGUAUGGAUUAAAAUAUAUUGAGAACAAGGACUUAUAAUGUCUUGUCUGAGCUAUAUUUAGUGCGGAACAAGAGACACAAGAAAAACAUUAGUGUUACUCUGCCUGAACCUCCAUAAUGUUUAAUAAUGUGAUCUUGAAAUGCCAGUCUUUGUUGUGCAUCUCCCUCAGAAGUAUUUCUGCUUUCUAAUGGCAAUACAGAUACAAUUAUGUAAGCUGAACAGUGAGUUAAGGUGCUGCUUGGCCAUAUGAUCUUAUAAUGACUAGUCGUUAAGAUUGUAGUUCAACUUUAAUAGGAAAAGGUAAUACAGUAUUGGCUUCCCACACAGUUUUAAAGGAUAUGUUACUAAUAUUAAACUGCAACCAAUCAUAGAAGACAAAAACAGUUAUUAAAUGAGAGCUGUGUUUUGUUUCCUUUCUGCAAAUAUAAUUUGGAUGCCUGUGUUCUUAAUGCAGCUGUUAAAUCAAAGACUUUCACUGCAAGGCGAGGCCUUAAAGAGCAAACAGGGUUAAGAAACAUGUUCCGAGUUCUCAAAUAUUUCUAGCCACGGUGUAUUUAGAAGUACUGAUCAGUUAACUGUACAACAUUCUGAUAUCAGGCCUGAUCUCAGUAUAACAUUUUAAAAUACACAUAGACAAUGAGGGGAUGAAUAUUUUUGUUCAAUUUAAUGUCAGACAUAAUAAACCCAACUUCUAAUUGUUAGGCUUACAUUCCUACUAGAAGAUUUCGUUCUACUGCCCAAAGAAAAGUUGUGAAAAAUGCUGUACUUGUUGCAAAAUAAUAUUAACAUACCUGCCACAGCUAAGUAAAUAAGAACCUCCUUUCGUGCUUAUGUAUCUGUAGUAAAAAGAUAGUUAUGGAUGCAGAUGUAUCUGAAACUGCUUGCAAUGCAAUUGAAUGGAAAAACUGCAGGUGUGAUGUUGGCUUAUACCAUGACCUAAUUAAGGACAUUUUCGAAAUGACAUAGCACAAUGCUGUCUUUGUUUAAAGUAUGUUAUGUUAAGGCUGUCGAAGAUUUCAUCCUUAAUCUGUUUGGCUGUUUGUGCUUUUUGAAAUGGGUAUGACUGAAAUAUUUCUGCA